CAUUCUGUCUUCCUCUUUCAAUUGUAAAGUACUUACCAAGCAGAAGGAACCUGGUGGAGUUAAAGACAUUUGAGCUUUCUAACCAACUCUGCAAACUUUUAUGUUGGAACAGGAGCAAUGAAGUCAUUGAUGGAUUGAUGUUUUUUUCUGUGCUACCAUUCGGCCCCUGAAGAACUUGGACUUAUAGGCUGAAAUUGGGCCAUAAUGGAGCAGUGCUGGAUGUUGUGUGCAUUGCUAUUCAUAGCCACACUGACACUAGGCCACUGCCAGAGUGGUGAUGGAGGGGACUGGGGAUCAGGCAAUAUGCCAGAGCUUUUGUUCACCACUACGACGACUCCUAUUCCAAACACAGUCUGUAAUGAUCCAGCCAAUCCUGGGAGCACAGACUGGACCAAGCCGCUUUUUCAAGUCAUUCCAGACAGUAAAGCUGAUGGCUGCUCGGUCAAUUUCCACACCAGCCAGGCUAUAUCCAGGCGAUUACAAGUGGCCAAAGAGGAGAUGGCUUAUCUGAAAGCCCUCCAGCAUGGGAAUCAGGCAGUGAUGGAGAAUCUGAUUCAGUUUGUUGGAGCAGAAAUGGGGGAUCAGAGCUAUCAAGAGAUUAUUCAAGAAAAUAUUGUUGGGAUCAAGGAGAAUCAUGCAAGUUGUGUGGGAGUGCUAAAAAAAGCAAGUGAGGAAUUGGAAAACCAGCUAGAAGGAGCUGAUCUUGCUGGAAUUCAGAAAAUCAGCGAAGAGUCUUUGACGUUUGAAAAGAUGCUGCGUGCCACAACAGACAUCGCCAAGCAACUGGAGACCUCGUCACGAACCCUUCACCUGCAGAUAACAGAGCAGCAGAGAAAGAGCUUAAAGCUAAAAAGGAUCUAAACUCUACAGAAGGAAGACUGUCACGUUAAUAAAACCUAAAACCUAAAACGGCAUGAAUAUAAAACGCAUUAAGAGGAUAAUUUAAUAUUUAAUUGAUUUUCAAUGGUGUGAAUCAUGUAAUUAGACUUUAGGUUAAAAUUUCAAAGCCUUGCACAAGUUUUAAAUUUGUUACUUAAAGUGGUCUAUGAUAAAAUGUAAAAUGCAGAAUAUUGUGUUUUGUUAUUUUUUUUUUUUUGCAAUUGUUUUUGAAUUAUAGGCAGCUAGCUAAUUGUAUGGUUUUCUUGGUGCAAGGGUACAGAUGGAGAGCAGACAGCUUGGGACCCUCAGUCAGCACAGAUACAUGUGUGCAGGAAGGAAAAAAAGAGAAAUGACAGUGAAGUAGAAUAGAGCCUCAUCUGGCAGCCAAAGCAGAAAGGGUGCUUGUUAUCACCAUUGUUUAAUUCUUCUCUAUUAAUCAUAAUGAAACACUGUGCAAGUAUGAUUUAUGUUGGCCAGCUGUAAAUGGGCUGUGUGCAGUAUAUAUGUGCAUUAUUAGACAAUAGUGCUUGGAUACUUUUAACUUUAUUCUGUGUUUACAUUCUUUUGCACAGAAUUUUUCUUUAAUAAAGUGCAAAUAUGAAAUAAAAAUUACGAAAUGCACUAAAUAUCACAACAGACCCUUUUCUUUUCUUUUUUAAAUAAAAAAAAUAAUAAAAAAAUUCCUAGAA
Tachysurus vachellii is the source of this 1568-nucleotide messenger RNA. RefSeq lists its product as uncharacterized. The record is from RefSeq and is a predicted model, not a curated record. The coding region runs from base 205 to 861 and encodes 218 amino acids. Lineage: Eukaryota; Metazoa; Chordata; Actinopteri; Siluriformes; Bagridae. The transcript has 3 exons.